GUUGGAGAUGGGAAAAGCCAUUCACUGAGAAAUUCAAUGGAAAGGUGAACGGCAGUGAUGAGACGCUGCUGAGAAGUGCAGGAGAGUUUGGAGAGAGGCUGCAGGGUCCUCUGAGUUAACUGUCUGGAAAACGAUUCACUGAGGAGAGGAUGAUGUCUGACGCCAGUGAGAUGUUGGCAGCAGCCUUGGAGCAAAUGGAUGGGAUCAUAGCAGGCUCCAAGGCUAUGGACUACUCCAAUGGGCUAUUUGACUGCCAGUCGCCCACUUCACCCUUUCUGGGUGGCCUGCGGGCACUCCACCUACUGGAAGACCUUCGUGGAGCUCUGGAGCUGAUGGACAACGAAGAGAGGGACAACCUGCGAUGCCAAAUCCCAGACUCCACAGCAGAAGGACUGGCAGAGUGGCUUCAGGGACGAAUGACCAAUGGCCAUGGCUCAUCUGGUGCAGAUGCGGUCUACCAAGAACGUCUUUCACGACUGGAGAGUGACAAGGAGUGCCUUAUUCUUCAGGUUAGUGUUUUAACAGACCAGGUGGAGGUGCAAGGUGAAAAGAUUCGGGACCUGGACACAUGUCUUGAGGAACAUCGGGAGAAACUAAAUGCUACUGAGGAGCUGCUUCAACAGGAGCUGUUGAACAGGACAGCCUUGGAGACCCAGAAGCUGGAGCUGAUGACUGAGGUGUCAAGUCUGAAGCUGAAGUUGACUGCUGUGGAAAGAGAUCACAGGGACACUGAGGGCCUGUAUCAGGAAGUAACGGACCUGCGGUUCAGGGUGACUGAUAUAGAGAAUGAAAGAUUGCUGUGUGAGAAGAAACUCAAAGCUACCAAAGAGGAACUGCAGCUUCUGCAGAAGCAGCUAGAGGAGAGGGAAGUAGAGCUGAGGACACUGAACGAUGACGCCAGACUCAGGGUGGAGAACCACACCAGAGCCGACGGAGGAGAGAGAGAUACAGAAAUGGUGAAGAUGAAGAGGGCGUUGGAGUCACUGAUGUUGGCGAAUAAUGAGAAGGAACAAAGAAUAGAGGAGCUGCAAGAGUCUCUUACCAAGUACAAGAAAGUGCAGGAGCGGGUGAAAGAGAAGCUGAACGAAGAUGACUAUGAUGAUAUCCCAGAUGAUCCUUCGGUUCCUGUUGCCAUGGAGGUGGAUCAGGUCACCCUGGCGUUGGAGGGGGAGACAGGAAGGAUCUCUGGCGAAUCUAUUCCAUGUAUAGCAGUGCUCUCAGAAAUGAAUGAACUGGACCGGGAAAGACAGUUACAGGCACAUGCGGCAGAAAGUUUGUCAGAUGUCUCACACCCAGCGGGCUCAGGCCACAUAACAAGCAGCGCUGACCAGACCAACAAUAAAGCAGGAACCAGUUCUUCCUCCCUUACUAAAGCAAGCACGACUGGUGAUGAGAGCUUUGGUACCAAAAAGGCCCGCUCUUCCUUUGGUCGUGGCUUCUUCAAGAUCCGUGGAAGCAAGCGAACAUCUAGUGCUCCAAACCUGGCUGAGACAGAACGUAAAGGCACAGAACACUUGGACUUGGCCGGUGUUCCUCCACAUAAAUCCAACAAUGAAGCUCCCCUCCCGUCCUCACCAGAAACCAAGAAGAAGUCCAAAGGCUUCAAGAAAUUCUUUGGCAGGCUAAAGAGGAGUCACUCUACCUCCUUCAACCUUGAUGAGCCAUCAGAAAUGGAGUUCAGGAGGGGAGGAGUCAGAGCCACCGCUGGCCCUCGCCUCGGCUGGUCACGGGACUUAAAACAUGGUGCCAGCUCUAUUGAUGUUCCCUUCUCUCGAUGGAGUAAGGAUCAGGUUUGUGCGUGGCUGCAGGAGCAGGGCCUUGGCUUGUAUGUUGCCCAAGGCCAGAAUUGGAUCCAGUCAGGACAAACACUUCUGCAGGCUUCACACCAUGAUCUGGAAAAGGAGUUGGGUAUUAAGCACCCUCUCCACAGGAAGAAGCUGCAGCUGGCCUUGCAAGCUCUUGGGUUGAAGGAGGAGGACGACCUCAAAGGCAAACUGGACCACAACUGGGUGACCAGAUGGCUGGAUGACAUUGGCCUACCACAGUACAAGAGUCAGUUUGACGAUGGCCGCGUUGAUGGUCGUAUGCUACACUGCAUGACAGUGGAUGACCUGCUGUCUCUGAAGGUGGGCAGCGUCCUCCAUCACCUCAGCAUCAAGAGGGCCAUCCAGGUCCUGCGGCUCAACUCCUACGACCCCAACUGUCUCAGACGACGGCCCUCUGAUGAGAACAACAUCACACCGGCAGAAAUCUCCCAGUGGACCAACCACAGAGUGAUGGAGUGGCUCCGGUCUGUGGAUCUGGCAGAGUACGCCCCCAACCUGAGGGGCAGUGGUGUACAUGGAGGACUGAUGGUGUUGGAGCCCCGCUUCAAUGUGGAAAGUCUUGCCCUUCUGCUCAAUAUUCCUCCCAACAAAACCCUGCUGAGACGCCACCUGGCAACACAUUUCCACCUGCUCAUCGGCUCAGAGGCACAGCGGCUCAAACAGGAGUGUCUGGAAAACCCAGACUACACCGUCCUCACUGCUACUGCCAAGGUCAAGCCUAGAAGGCUCUCUUUCGGCGGCUUUGGCACUCUGAGGAGGAAGCGGCAGGAAGACAGUGAAGAAUAUGUCUGCCCCAUGAAUGUGGAAAUGCCCAAGAGCAGCAGCUUCCAGAAGGGCUACAGGAUCUACGAGGACAGCCUCGACCAGCUGGAACAGAUGGAAGACUCAGAAGGGACUGUUCGACAGAUAGGAGCAUUUUCUGAGGGUAUCAAGAAUCUGACGAGCAUGCUGACUGAUGAUGAGUUUUUCUCGGAGAUCUCCUACUGCCCUCCAGAGGUCGACGUGGCAGAUGACAACUCUAAUGUGUGAGAGACGUUGAGCCCCGAGUCGCCCCGCUCGUCCAGCACCAUGAAAAAGAAUAAACUGUGCCAUCAUCGUCCCUUAACCCUGCCAUCUCCCACCAAGCCUUACAGAACCUUCUAGACCGUAGGCUGUGUCCAUGUAUAUUUAUUGAAGCUGACAGAAUUGUACUGCAUGAACUGAAAAUGCAACAUGUAUUGCAUUCAUGUACCUCUAAGCAUUUAUUAUUAGAACAUCUAUGUUUUGUUUUCAGUAAUCACAACAUACUGCAAGUACUUUUGUUUUGUCCCAGUUUGUGACUUAUUAUAAAGCCCCCCCCCUCCACAUCAGUGUUCCUCAGUAGUUGUACUGAGCUAGAGGUUUUAAUGUCCUCCAGUCACAUGAAAUGAUAUUAGUGGUACUUGCCCUACAUUGUCUUUAGAAAUACCAUGACUGAAAGUAAAUGAGAAGCCAAAGCUUAUCUUCUCAUAAGUGAUUUUCCAUCGCCUGUAGGUAUUGUUAUACAAGCCUUUGCCUUAUCAGCUAAGUUUUUAUUCUGUUGUUUUUUAAUUUUUGGUAAUAAAAUUAGUAAAUGCA
Molecule: messenger RNA, 3422 nt
Organism: Myripristis murdjan (pinecone soldierfish)
Lineage: Eukaryota; Metazoa; Chordata; Actinopteri; Holocentriformes; Holocentridae
Product: liprin-beta-1-like
Exons: 25
Coding region: 150-2855 (901 amino acids)
Biological process (GO): neuromuscular junction development
Cellular component (GO): presynaptic active zone
Molecular function (GO): protein binding
Source: RefSeq, a predicted model, not a curated record